AUGGAUCACAUCUGGAUCAUCUCUGGAUCAUCUCCCAUCACCAUCACACUGGAUCAUCUCCCAUCACACUGGAUCAUCUCCCAUCACACUGGAUCAUCUCCCAUCACACUGGAUCAUCUCCCAUCACACUGGAUCAUCCUCCCAUCACACUGGAUCAUCUUCCAUCACACUGGAUCACCUCCCAUCACACUGGAUCAUCUUCCAUCACACUGGAUCACCUCCCAUCACACUGGAUCAUCUCCCAUGACACUGGAUCAUCUCCAUGACACUGGAUCAUCUCCCAUCACACUGGAUCACUCCCAUCACACUGAUCUCCCAUCACACUGGAUCAUCUCCCAUCACACUGGAUCACCUCCCAUCACACUGGAUCAUCUCCAUCACACUGAUCAGAUCACACUGAUCAUCUCCCAUCACACUGGAUCAUCUCCCAUCACACUGGAUCAUCUCCCAUCACACUGGAUCAUCUCCCAUCACACUGGAUCAUCACUGGAUCACACAUCAUCUCCAUCACACUGGGAUCAUCAUCACACUGGAUCACUUCCAUCCCAUCACACUGAUCACCUCCCAUCACACUGGAUCAUCUCCCAUCACACUGGAUCAUCUCCCAUCACACUGGAUCAUCUCCCAUCACACUGGAUCAUCUCCCAUCACACUGGAUCACCUCCCAUCACACUGGAUCAUCUUCCAUCACACUGGAUCACCUCCCAUCACACUGGAUCAUCUUCCAUCACACUGGACCGAUUAUUAUCAUCAUCUGUGUAA
Homarus americanus (American lobster) is the source of this 762-nucleotide messenger RNA. RefSeq names its product histidine-rich glycoprotein-like. The transcript has a single exon. The record is from RefSeq and is a predicted model, not a curated record. Lineage: Eukaryota; Metazoa; Arthropoda; Malacostraca; Decapoda; Nephropidae. The coding region runs from base 1 to 762 and encodes 253 amino acids.